Messenger RNA from Ectocarpus sp. CCAP 1310/34, 3568 nucleotides. The record is from the annotation of a GenBank genome assembly. NCBI's taxonomy places the organism in Eukaryota, Phaeophyceae, Ectocarpales, Ectocarpaceae.
AUGUUGGAAAAACGUGUAGGGACAAGCUACGAAGGAUCGGCGGACGCGGCAGCAGGAGUAGGAAAUGGCAAUGCCCCCUCCGCCGUUUCUAAGGCUCAAAGGAGGGCGAGUUCUCGCGCGAACAAGAAGGCCAAGACGGGAGAGCCCGGCGUGCUGUGGAGCCCGGGGAAGGGCAAGGGUCCAGAAGACCGCGCUUCGCUUGACACUGGCGGUGGGCGCAACGGCGACGUGCAGAAUCUCUCGGUUCUUGCGAAGAAUUUCAAGGAGCGGUACGGCGAAGAAGUGGAUGCUCCGGACGAUGACGAUGAUGGAAUGACGACCGGCAGUAGCGUUUUCGAGACCCCCAAGCGCAAGGGCAGAUUGAGCGGCGGCGCCAAGCCUAGAACGCCCGUGGAGGAGGCGGCGAGGUCCAUGUCUCCGGCCCGGCUCGCGGCGGAAGCCCAGAAGGCGAGAGCACGCGCGAGGGAAGAACGCUUCGGCGGCGGCGGCGGCGGUGGUGGUGGCUCAUUUUCCAAGCCGCCGUCCUCCCCAGCGCCAUCGGCUAGACCGUUCCCCGUUGGCGAGCCACCGGACGCGCCGCUAGGAGCACCGCCGCCAGCGGCGAUGUCGAAGGUGCCUAUGAAUCGCGCGGCAGGCGGCCAUGGCGACAAGAACCGAAAGGGAACAAACGCUGCUGUGACAACCACAUCGUCUCAAGCUCAGCAGCCUCAGGGCGGGAAAGGCAUUGCUAGCACAGCGGCGCCUAAGGAUUCGACGCCUGCAAACGGGCCCGGUGGGUCUUCUAACGGUUCGGCGCCGACGGCAGUGUCGCCUAUGGCGGCACCAAAAGGAGCAACGUCGCCUAUUUCGGCGACCAAUGCGGCCGCAGCCGUGCCUGCCCUUGUCACGCCGGACGCUGAGAAGGUGGAUGCAAGCGCAGCUAGCAAAACGGGCAGCAGGGCCGCUGCCAUAACAAUACAGGCAGAGGCGAUCCCCAUGGACGAGACGCCGGCGGCAGCGGCAACAAGCGCCGCCGCACCGAAGAGACCCGCUGCGGAGGGUGGAAACGUCGCCGCGGCGGAACCGCCCGUGAAGAAGGUAUUGACACUGCCCUCGUCACAGUCGCCGCCCUCGACCGGGGGCAAAAUCCACACCCUACGGUUGCGUCUGCGGACAGAUUUAGUAGCCGACUCGAAACAGCCGGCGCCGGCCGCGCCUUCUCCAGCUACAGCUGCAGGUGGUGGUGCGGAGGAACGCAAGAGCUUCGAGCCACCAACCCCUCCUGCCGAUGGCGGCGUGGAAGAAUGCAAGGGCUUCGACCCCCCGAAUCUUCCUAAAAAAGCGGCUACCGUUUCUUCGGUCGGUUCGAAGCCAUCGCCCGUGGCGGCCCCGUCAACGGGGAUCAAGAAACCCUCUGUCGCUUCGAUUAGCACCGUGGCAUCAGCAGCACCAGCAACCACUCCGGCCGCAGCACCAGCACUGUCACCGUCAGCACCAGCACCAUUAGCAACAGCAACCACCCCGACAGCUGUGGCCUCGCGUUUGAGCAUACCGCCCGAAGGCAGCUCGCCAAGAAACCUCGCUUUGACCCUUCAAGGAUCCUGGGGGCCAUCGUUCGGCAUCCCUGGCGCACCAGCAGGAGCGCCUCCCCCUACUCCGGCGUCGUCCCCCGACGUCGCCGCUGCAAACAAGACCAACCCGUGGAUCCUGUCCCCCGAAUCUCCGACGUUCGGAAGAAACCGGGGGCGACCGCUGGCCCAGGCGUUCCCGAAGCCAUCGCAACCAACUAGAGGCAGCAGCAGCAGCAGCAGCAGCAGCAGCAGCAGCAGAAGUGCCACUGGUGCUACCCGUGCGGCAGGUUUGGCAUCGGCAACGCGCUCGGCAGGUGAAGCCGCAUCUGUGCAGCCGGAUUCCCGCAGCAGCAGCGGUGGUUGUGGUGAUGGCGGCAUCCGCGAAGGGCGAGCCCUGCGCGGCAACGGGACUCCGGCGACGCCGCGGCCGGCGGGCACCACUCCAUGCCGUGCGUCACCGCAGGGUGGGACAAGAGGGGCGGACGUGGCGAAUUCUUCUUCUCCUCUGACCCACCCUCUCCCUCGCGCCGGCGCCAGCGCUGGUAUGAACGCCCAACCACCGCUGUCUUAUGGACAGUCGGGUGGAUUAUUGCCGCCAGAGAGAGCAGCCGAGAGCCCGGCGGCGGCGGCAGCUGGUGGAGGAUCGUUAGCGUGUUGGCCAGUAGGUUCUGCGCUGGAUGCAGCAGCGGAAACGGCGACAGGAACGGAUGCAGGGGCGGCGGCGGCCUCGGGGGGAUUCGUUGUCCUCGGGGUUCGAAUGGGAGGAAAGGCCGCGGAGUUGCUGGAGAGGCUGAAGCGAGAACGGGAGGAGUCGUUGGACUUCGAGAGGAAGCUCACGCAAGCAUUGAUGGAUCUUUGAGUGGGGAUGGUUUUGCGCGCGGGGGAGGAGUGCUGAGACUACGAGCUUGAUGGCAAGCAUGCUCCGGGGUAUUUAUCGCAGACGCUGGAGUUCCAUGGUCUCCAUUGAACACCAAGCUGCAAAGAUCGAAAACGAGAUCCAGGGGUUUCGUGGAUUGGUUGUGGGGGGGGCAUAGUCAAGUCAUUGCUUGGCGUGUGGCCACAGUAGUGCAUGAGUGUUUUUUUCUUGUUGUCGGGGGCUGCACAGGCGCUCCACCGGGUGUCUUGCCGCGUUUCUGCUGACCCCGUCAGUCGCUCUGCUUAGCGCACAAGCGCCGAGAACAAACAAGGUUUGAGAUUCCAUGCGUACCGUAUACGGCACAAGAUGACACAUCCCCCGGACCCAUUUUCAAAGCUCGAUUGCUCAACGACCAAGAGGAUACAUGAAAGGAACGAUAUGUUUUCGGAGAGCCCUCGACCAGAAGGCUUCAACGCCGCCGUUUUCGGCACCCCAACUCUUCUUGCUGGUGAUGAAUCAAGCUUUGGAAAUCGAUCCAGGGUGUGUGCAUCUUGUGUCGUAUACGGUACAUGGAAUGUGCGCUUCACGUUUGUCUUUGCGUAGCCUUGCUUUAGGUACAUGGUACUCUUCGCGUGUUGCAUUAGCUUUUUCAUGACGGGAUCCGCGAUAGCGAACAAAGAACAACUAGGUGUUGUGCUUUCAGACUCUUUCCACAGCUUACUGACACAUCGGCUACUCCAUGUACAAGUCUUUCUUGGGCAUUCUCUUGCGCUGAACGAAUCCGAGUUGAACUUCUUUACAUGUUUUUACGACUUCCGAAUCGGGGGCUGCAGUGGUUCGGAACGAAUCCGACGACAGCCCUUGUGCUUCCAAAGACACCCUCCGUUCGAGCUUACGAAAAGUGUGCGGUGGCAGAUUUUUCUUUGUUAAAGAAAGACGAGCACGGCCCGUGUUGCUGUCAGGUGCACGUAAGCCAAGCAACGAACAAGCGAACGUGAACCACUGAAAAAUGCCAGCAUCUCCGGACUUUCAACGAAUCAGAUUAGCUAGGGCACACGUGACACGAUAGUUAUUGCUUCUCGCUGCAGCACUCUGAUGUGCUCCCACCGCUCUUGGAGACCUUGUUCAACGUACGACACAUGCAUCUGAUUACAAUCCAAAC